GGCAGGCGCGGCCCCGUCCAGGUGCUCCGCAAGGGCACGGCCGUGGGGAUUUACACUUGGCGGGACUGACGGCCGAGCCCCUCGCUCGCACGGGCCUCUACAAAUCCGCAAUGAGCCCCUGGUACGCCGCUCCCAGCGUCUGCCGUGGGCUAUUUUAGGCUAUGCUGCCCUAAAUCCAUAGGCCUGUAACGCAGAAGUGACUCACGGAUUUUAAAGAGGAACGCUACCAGGAAGGCAAGUUUGAUGGUUAUCGAGUCACCAUGUCUUGUGUGUUGUGUCUCCUCCAGGUUCUUCAAGCUGCACCUGGACUUCUCCCUGCGGAUGGGCUCGCGUGGGUGCACAGGUCGGUGUUAGGAAACCCUCCAGGGCUUCAGGGGCAUUGCUUCAGUUCUAAGGAGCAUCACCUUGUGCCGCAGGAUCUUGUCCUUUUUAAACAGGGCCAGCAUUUCCUCUGUCCUCAGAAGACCUCAAGAAAAGGUUCUAAGUGCUUAUUCAGGCAACAUUGGCAGAGGCAGAGGAUUGUUGCUGCAGCUGACACUCCAUGCUGCCCCGCCAUGUGCAGAGGCUGGGCAGAGACUGGAUCACCCACUGGAAUGGCUCCCAGAUUCUUGCCUUGAACAGCCCAGUUUCCAGCUGUAUGAGAUGGGCCGGACAUUAUCCUCCCUGGGCCUCAUUCCCACUCCCCAUUUCAGCUGAUUUUUCAGCAAACUGGAGAGUCCCUCCAUUUUUUGGACCUUGGAGACAAUUUCAGAACUCUAAUUGGCAUCUUGAUAACUACACACAAAGUUGUUGCUUUCAUCUGCCCAAUCCCAGUAUGAAAUCUGAGGGAGAAGCACCAUUGACAAAGAAGAGAAGACUCAGUGGCCAGGAUGAUACUUCAGCUCCUGAACAACAAAGAGACUUGUCUAAUCAAAAGGCAGAAUCUUGUCUUUCUGUAGCACAGAAUGAAGAAAAACACAGCAGCAAGAAAGGAUCCAUCAAAAGACACUGGGAAUAUUUCUGUCAGCAGAGUAAAACAAUGAAAAUCGCUAAAAAUAAAGGAUCUGACCAAAGCAGCACAGGAAGUGAGGCAACAUUUGAUUUUACAGUCAUGUCCUACAAUAUUCUCUCACAGAAUUUGUUGGAAGACAACUCUCACCUGUACAAACACUGCAGGCAGCGAUUGCUAUUCUGGACAUACAGAUUUCCCAACAUCCUACAAGAAAUCAAAGAGCUGGAUGCAGAUGUGCUCUGCUUACAGGAAGUCCAAGAAGACCACUAUAGAACAGAGAUCAAGUCAAGUUUGGAAUCCCUGGGGUAUCACUGUGAGUAUAAAAUGAGGACAGGCAGAAAACCUGAUGGCUGUGCCAUUUGCUUCAAAACUUCCAAAUUUAGCCUGAUUUCCUCAAACCCAGUGGAAUUUUUUCGCCGUGAUAUCCCACUCUUGGACAGGGACAACGUUGGACUGGUGUUGCUGCUGCAGCCCAGAUUUCACUGUAAAGCCAAUGCUGCCAUCUGUAUUGCCAAUACACACCUGCUGUACAACCCAAGGAGAGGGGACAUCAAACUGACCCAGCUUGCAAUGCUCCUGGCAGAGAUUGCCAGUGUGGCCCCUCGGAAGGAUGGCUCUUUCUGCCCAGUUAUCAUCUGUGGGGACUUCAAUUCUGUUCCUGGCUCUCCAUUGUACAGAUUUAUAAAGGAAGGAAAGUUAAAUUAUGAAGGACUUGCUAUAGGGAAGGUCUCUGGACAAGAACAGUUUCCACGGGGACAAAGAAUAUUAUCUAUUCCGAUUUGGCCAAAAAAAUUAGGUAUUUCACAAAACUGUGUAUAUGAAAUAAAACAGCAACAAAAGGAAGAAAAUGCAGAAGAAAAAUUGAAAGCAUCAAAAUCAGACAACGCUCAGGAGAUUGUAAUAGCAUCUGAAAAGUUGUCUUCGAAAUUGCGGCACCAUUUUAAAUUGUCUUCAGUCUAUUCUCAUUACUUCCCUGAAACUGGGAUACCAGAAGUGACAACUUGUCAUUCCCGAAGUGCUGUCACCGUGGAUUAUAUUUUCUAUUCUGCAGCAAAUGAUGGUACUGCUGACCAGCCAGGAGCAGAGGACUCUUUUUGUGGAGGUCUGAAACUUCUUGGCAGGCUAGCACUUCUAACAGAGAAAGAUCUUUGGACUGUUAAUGGUCUUCCCAAUGAAAAUAACUCUUCUGACCACCUGCCACUGCUAGCAGAGUUCAGGCUUAUUGAGCGGUGAUAUCCAAAGGACUUGUGGUGUAGGUAAAGUUCCCUUUACCUUCCCUCUCAUGGGAUGAUUAUUAUUAUUUUUUUAAAAGGUUAAUUCAAGCACUGCUGGUCCAGUUUAAAUAAGCUUUCCUGCAUGCUGACUUAUUAGUGCUGUGUAAAGUAGACUUUGUAAAGGGACUUCCUUUUAUUUUAAAAAAAUGUUUAAUUUACUUUAUGAAGUCUUUUAGGGAGAAAAAGGAUUUUACAUUGGCUUCCUCUCUGAUAAAGGAAAACAUCUGUGCCAGACUCCAAAUGGCAUUAUUUUUCAUGAAUAUGUUGUAAAUUAUUUUUAUUGUAAAUCACAGUAAAAAGGACUAUUCUGA
Taeniopygia guttata (zebra finch) is the source of this 2576-nucleotide messenger RNA. The record is from RefSeq and is a predicted model, not a curated record. NCBI's taxonomy places the organism in Eukaryota, Metazoa, Chordata, Aves, Passeriformes, Estrildidae.